AUGUUAACCCCUAAUAAUGCCUGCUCUGUGCCUACCUCUUUCCAGCUCACUGGCAUCCCUGGCCUGGAAUCCCUGCACAUCUGGCUCUCCAUCCCCUUUGGCUCCAUGUACCUGGUAGCUGUGCUGGGGAACAUGACCAUCCUGGCAGUGGUAAGGAUGGAGCACAGCCUGCACCAGCCCAUGUACUUUUUCCUGUGCAUGUUGGCUGUCAUAGACUUGGUCCUGUCAACCUCUACCAUGCCCAAACUACUAGCCAUCUUCUGGUUUGGUGCCCAUAACAUUGGUGUGAAUGCCUGUUUGGCCCAGAUGUUCUUCAUUCAUUGCUUUGCCACUGUUGAGUCAGGCAUCUUCCUUGCCAUGGCUUUUGAUCGCUAUGUGGCCAUCUGUGACCCACUGCACCAUACCUCGUUGCUCACUCAUGCUGUGGCAGGUCGUUUGGGACUGGCUGCCCUCCUCCGGGGGGUAAUCUACAUUGGACCUCUGCCCCUAAUGAUUCACCUGAGGUUACCCCUUUACCAGACCCAAAUCAUUGCCCAUUCCUACUGUGAGCACAUGGCUGUGGUCGCCUUGGCAUGUGGUGACACAAGGGUCAACAACUUAUAUGGAAUGGGGAUUGGCUUCCUGGUAUUAAUCCUGGAUUCAUUGGCCAUCACUGCCUCCUAUGUGAUGAUUUUCAGGGCUGUAAUGGGCUUGGCCACCUCUGAAGCCAGGCUUAAAACCUUAGGGACAUGUGGCUCUCACAUCUGUGCCAUCCUCGUCUUCUACAUCCCCAUUGCUGUUUCCUCUCUCACACACCGCUUUGGCCAUCGUGUGCCUCCCCAUAUCCAUAUCCUUUUGGCCAACCUUUACCUCCUCAUCCCACCUAUCCUCAACCCAAUUGUCUAUGCUGUCCGCACCAAGCAGAUCCGAGAGACUCUUCUCCAUAUUAAGGCAAGGACUCAAACCAGGUGA
Molecule: messenger RNA, 951 nt
Organism: Mandrillus leucophaeus (drill)
Lineage: Eukaryota; Metazoa; Chordata; Mammalia; Primates; Cercopithecidae
Product: olfactory receptor 52M1-like
Exons: 1
Coding region: 1-951 (316 amino acids)
Biological process (GO): G protein-coupled receptor signaling pathway
Cellular component (GO): membrane
Molecular function (GO): olfactory receptor activity; G protein-coupled receptor activity
Source: RefSeq, a predicted model, not a curated record